Molecule: messenger RNA, 3065 nt
Organism: Oryzias latipes (Japanese medaka)
Lineage: Eukaryota; Metazoa; Chordata; Actinopteri; Beloniformes; Adrianichthyidae
Product: rab5 GDP/GTP exchange factor
Biological process (GO): vesicle-mediated transport
Cellular component (GO): endocytic vesicle; cytosol
Molecular function (GO): zinc ion binding; guanyl-nucleotide exchange factor activity; DNA binding
Source: RefSeq, a predicted model, not a curated record
ACAGACAGUUGAGCGAAGAAGGAAGUACUGACAGACAAAAUGGCUUUAGGACGAAGCUAGCUGCCGUAGCUAAUGUAAACAAAACCAACAAGUGACGGAGGAGGAAAGGAGGAUAACAUUACCUCAUAGCUGAUUGAUCUAAAUCAUAUGUGCUAUAACUUGAAGGAUGUCAAUCCAGAGACGCGGGAUCCACUUGGACCAAUCGGAGCUGCUCUGCAAAAAAGGAUGCGGGUUUUAUGGCAACGCAGCCUGGCAAGGCUUUUGCUCCAAGUGCUGGCGAGAGGAGAAGCAGAGGCAGAUUCAAGAGGACUGGGCUCUAGCAGAGAGACUCCAAAGAGAAGAGGAAGAAGCAUAUGCAAAUAGACAACAAAAGAGCCAGCCACAGGCUGCAGUCACUCCCUUUAACAAAUUUGAAGAAAGAAAAAAUAAGGAAAAGUCUAGCAAAGUCCACACAGUUACAAAGUUUUUUACUCCUUCCACAAAAACACCACCAAAAAAAGACGCUGCUCCUUUUGAUGCUCAUUCAGGCCCAAGUCCCAGCUCCUCAACAAGGAGACACUCCUGCUUGGAAGAUGAGCGCGCAACACAAGAGUUCAUUGAUUUUCUCAAGCCCCUAAAGUCCGGCCGAGAAAUCUUCAAACAGUGUCGGGCCUUUACUGAGGGCAUGGUGUAUAAGCAGGAUAUGGGAGCUGAUGAGCUAUCAGAAUGUGUUCAGGAUUUCUACCAGAACCUCUCGGAUCGCCUUCAGGCCCAGUUCAAAGGUUCCUCGGAUCACGUAGAGAGUGUUAUGGACGAAGUGGAGAAGUACAUGAUGACUCGUCUUUACAAAGCAGUCUUCUGUCCUGAAAGCACAGACGAUGAGAAGAAAGACCUGGCCAUUCAGAAGAGAAUCAGAUCAUUGCACUGGGUCACCAUCGAGAUGCUCUGUGUUCCUGUGGAUGAGGACAUCCCUGAAGUAUCUGACCGUGUAGUAAAAGCCAUCACUGAUGUGAUUGAAAUGGAUUCCAAGUGGGUGCCCAAAGAAAAGCUGGCCUGCAUUACGCGCUGCAGUAAGCACAUCUUUAAUGCCAUCAAAGUGAGCAAGAAAGAGGCGGCGUCUGCAGACGACUUCCUGCCCACGCUCAUUUACAUUGUCCUGAAAGCAAACCCCCCACGGCUGCAGUCCAACAUCCAGUACAUCACCCGUUUCUGCAACCCCAGCAGACUCAUGAGCGGAGAGGACGGGUAUUACUUCACUAACCUAUGCUGUGCUGUAGCAUUUAUCGAGAAGCUGGAUGCCCAGUCUCUGAAUCUGAGCUCUGAGGAGUUCGAACUCUACAUGUCGGGCCAGGCAUCCCCCAACUGGCUGCAGACCCGUGGCGCCUCCUCCUCCUCCUCGGGGAGCACCGCUCUCACUCAGGUCCACAACCAGGCCGACCUCUCUGUGCUGGACAAACGGGAGGAGCACGUCAGAAAGGGGGCUCGGCAGCUGGAAAAUGACCUGAUCGACUGGACUAAUGAAGUGGAGCAGAAGGUGCAGAGCGCUUUGGAGAGCUUUCCAGCGGGCACGCCAGCCCCCGCUGGAACCGCGGCAAGUGAGCCAGCGCCCGCAGCGCCUUCAGCCAUUGACUCUGAGAACGUUGAGAAUGAGCUGUUGCCCCCGCCGCUGCAACCUCAAGUGUUUGCUGGUUAAGAUGACCACUUCCAAACCCACUCCUGUGGAAGCUUUACUCCCCUGUUCUUUAACCCCCCCCCCCCUUGGAGGCAUUCAGUCAUGGCUGAUCAUCCAACGUCUUCUUUUAGUCUGUUGCUUUUAAUGCCUUGAAGGCAGCUUUCUUUUAGAGCACUGACUUGCUUCCUUAGGGUUAAAAGAGGACGAUGAACUUAACUGACCAUCUCUAUUCUGCUGUUUCACAUCUAAAAUGUGUGCUAGAAAUCGAAUAUGUUUUGUUUUCUUAUGAAUGGCUUCAUGAGCUGGAGUUCAUUAGACUCGGUAAAGAUUUUUUUUUUUUAAAGAAAAGUCAAUAUGUCAUCCAGAAAAGAAAAAAAAGCAUCCCCUUCACAUCCUCUUUUAACUCUAAGCUCCUCCAGAACAGAUCUGUUUUGGAAGUUCAUCUUCAGAACCUCACAGACUGCGUUGUUGUUACAUUUUUCUUUUUUUUUUAAUGGUUUAUAGCAAUCCUCCAACAUUCGGAACCAGAUCUUUAAUUGAACUGCCUCCCAAAUAUUCAGUAAAGUAGAAGGCAAUAAUUCUUCAGGAUGAUUGAAAAAUCUAAAUUAUGGUGAAGCAAAUUUCCUCUUAAAAAAAUAAAAUACUCUUGGGUGGAAGGAGUGUAUGGAUGUGAAGUGUUAGUGCAUGAGGGAGGGCAUGUGUGCUUCGUUCCAAAUAAUAAAUCUAUUUAGACAAAUCCUGUGACGGAGCUGCUGUCACGCCUGACCUCUCCACCAGUCACAAGUUAGAUGUACAGAAGUCAUUUUAUUUUUCUAUUCGGUGACAGUAAACAUGUCAUUAACCCUGUAAUAUUUACAGUAGAACGUUCUUUGAAGUGGACACUGAUGAAGCAGUUUCUUGCAUCUUUGCUUUCCAAGAACAAUUCAACAAUGUAGGAAAAUAUAAGUGCUGAUGUUUUUCUGCUGACAUAAGCUGACCACUCCUCUCAUGAAGAUGAGAUUUCCGUUUGAUGCACUUUUCUUUUUCGCAGCAUUUUAAAGCUCCUUUGACACCCUAGUAGUGUACGAGAUACUUUAAAAAAAGUUUUGAAAAACACAAAGGCACCCUUUUUUUGCCUUUUGUCACAAGCUAAAUUUUAUUAUUGUUUUCAGAUUUAAAGUGUUUUCUUCAUAUUUCCAGUCUGUGACCGCUGUUUAUUUUCUGUGUAAGGAGAGUGUUUAUGCAAACGUAAUCUAGCUUGAAAGAUGUCUGUUGCACUGACUACAGAAGGUGUUUAUCAGGAAAUUCUUUGUUACAUGAUUUCUUUGAGAGGUUAACUCCAUGCUUUUUAUUUAAUUGUAACUUAUUGGGGCAGUAUUGGUAUGUCUGCAUCUCUGGGUGUGCACUGAUUAAUAAAAUUAAAUUAAAAAAGAAA